AUGUCUGGCAUUGAUUAUACUUCACCACUUAACGACUUGCUAAGUCCUUACAACCGACCGGCACCCCGAGUCAUCUUGUUCAAAGAAGCAAACAUUGUCGAUGUUGAAAAGGGUCAAGUGAUAUCUGGUCGGGACGUCCUUCUUCACGGAGGACAAAUUGUGUCCAUCGAGGGCCCCAUGCCUCCCGACAUUGCAGCAGAGGCUGUGAUGGUAGAUUCUAGCAACUUCUAUCUCUGCCCUCGAUUAAUCGAUUGCCACUGCCAUCUAAAUUUGCCUCCGGGUCCUCCAAACCUCACCGGAAUCGUUCAAGCUUCGCGGGCUGAAGUUGCCAUUCGCCAGCCGCUGUUAUGUCGAGACAUCUUGAACCGUGGGUUCACGACAAUCCGUGACCCUGCUGGAUCAUCCCUAGCAAUCAAGCAAGCUAUAGCAGACGGGGUAAUAGCCGGUCCGCGGGUGUUUUUCGCCGGCAUGGCGCUCUCUCAGACGGGAGGCCAUGGCGAUAUGCGCACAAGUCACACAGCGGCCGAGUCGGGAGACUGCUGUGGCGGUCAAAUUUUUGCCAAUGUCGCGCGCGUCGUCGAUGGCGUUCCCCAGUGCCUGCGGUGGGCGCGCGAAGAGCUACGAUGUGGUGCCGACUUUCUCAAGAUCAUGGCCGGUGGGGGCGUCGCUAGUCCGACCGAUCACAUUGACCAUACGCAAUUCACGGCCGCAGAGAUUGAGGCCAUCACCACGGUUGCCAAAAAUGCCGGUACCUAUGUGACCGCGCACGCUUACACGCCAGAAGCAAUACGGCUGGCUGUCGACAAUGGCGUCAUGGGUAUCGAGCACGGCAAUUUGAUUGAUGAGGCCACCGCUCAGUAUAUGGCAGAGCGAGGAGUAUAUCUCACUCCAACGCUAGCCACAUACGCCGAGAUGGCUAGUGACAAGUGGGCUGGGUUUCUCCCACCUUCUCUGAUGCCAAAGAAUGAAAUUGUCUUGAGAAGUGGUCUCGAAUCACUCAGAAUCGCGUCCAAAUCAGGUGUAGUACUGUGCUACGGGACCGACCUUAUUGGCCCCCUACACAUAGCCCAGGCUAGAGGUUUGCGUCUCUUCUCCAAGGUACUUGGUCCAGUAGAAACGCUCCGGACGGCUACCAUCAACGCAGCCAAGCUGCUCAGAAAGGAAAAUAUGCUCGGGCAAAUCAAACCGAAUUUUGCGGCGGACUUGCUUGUGCUGAACGCGAAUCCCUUCGAAAACAUUACGAUAUUCGAAAGGCCGAAAGAGCACCUGCUUGCCGUCAUCAAAGACGGCAGAGUGGAGUCAAGCAGAUUGCAUGCCCUGGCGAAAGAGCAAUUUUAG
Messenger RNA from Pestalotiopsis fici W106-1, 1338 nucleotides. RefSeq lists its product as uncharacterized. The transcript has a single exon. The coding region runs from base 1 to 1338 and encodes 445 amino acids. The record is from RefSeq and is a predicted model, not a curated record. NCBI's taxonomy places the organism in Eukaryota, Fungi, Ascomycota, Sordariomycetes, Amphisphaeriales, Sporocadaceae. Gene Ontology annotation, molecular function: hydrolase activity, acting on carbon-nitrogen (but not peptide) bonds.